AUGUCUCAAAAGCGACUGGCCUCAAGCACCCGUUCAGAGACCAGUGAGAUGGAUCUCGAUGGCACAGGUACUUUUGGUGUUAAUGCUGGGCUCAGUGAUGUUACUCUGCCUGUUUUGCGGUCAAAACUUGUUUGCCAUAUUUCUGAAGCAGAAUCAGAGUUUGUCAAGCUCCAGAGACAGCUGAGGGUCAUGGAGAGAGACCGGCAGGCCUACAGCAUCCAGGCCCGGGAGCAGAUCCGCAAACAACAGCAGGAAAUUGACAAGCUGCUGAAGGAGCAGGAGGAGCUGCAUCGAAAGCUGGGAGCAUGUAAGAGAGCGUGGAGCCAGCAGCGGGACAGCGAGGCCACCCAGAGCCUGCAGCUCCUGCUGCAGCAGCUCGACCUGCAGAAGGAAGAGGUGGACAGAGAGAAGCAGAGUGGGAAAGAGAUACAGAAAGAGAUCGCCAGCAUGGAGUCCAAGCUAGCAGAACUGAGAAAAGAAGGGGUCACAACCAACAGCACAGACAAGUUUGAGGUCCGCCAGACUAAGAAGGCCAUUCGCACUUUGGAGGGCAAACUGGACAGGGAGACGACUCGUUUAAAUGAACAAAUGGCCAAAAACAAGCUUGUGAGAGAGGAGCUGCAGACACUUCAUGUUGAGCGCGAUCGCUUCCAGCAACUGAAAAACAAACUUAACAAGGAAUUACAGGAAGUCCGCAAGAAAAUUGGGGAAACUAUCAGCCUGUCAACCGCUGCUUAUGAUGCAAGGGUGGAGGCUCAGUCCAAGAUGACCAUGAUGAGGGAGAAGGCCGCCAAGGAACUGGCCCAGUACAACGCCGAGAUGAAGGAACUGGAAAGGGUUUUAGUGCAUGAGUACAACCUGAAAGAGUUCAUGACCACCAAGUGCAGCGAGAGGAGCGGGAACGACAACGAUGCUGAGAUGGGAGCCGCACAGAUGUCGGAGCUGAAGGAGCAGAGGAGGACGGAUUCUGGGGAGGAGUCUCUGGAUGUUUUGGAGGAGGCGUUCCAGAGAAUCCAGGCUGUGACGGGCGAGGACAACCUGGACCUGCUGGUCAGCAGGUUCAUCCAGGGUGAGGACCGGAACUCUGCGCUCCUCAAGUUUGUCAAUGAGCAGAAUAAUGAGGCCGAGGCACUGAGAGGUCAAAUUAACCAGAUCGAAGCGGAGAUUAAGCAGAUUCAAGUCAGAGGCUUGCAACAGGAACAAGAUCAUCGCGCUAAGCUGAGAGCCAUUGAUCAGCAGCGAAAGGAAACGGAGGCUCAAACUGAGGAUUACGAAAACCAGGCCGGCGUCAUCAGCAAUGUGCUGGACGAGAUCAAAACAGGAGUGAACAGCAUCUUGUCCGUCCUGCAGUGCGACCGCUCGGCGAUCGAGGACAUGUUGGGGUCCUCUACUGAAAACAACAUCAUGUCUUAUCUGGGCCUCGUGGAGCAAAAGACUGACGAGCUGCUUACCGUACAAGCUUUCCUCAGUUCCAAAGAUCUGGAAAAGAACUACAACCCGAUAGACCUGCCCAAGUUCCUGUUGGGUCAAAACCCAGACGUCCUGCAACAGAAGAUCAGUACCCAGCCUGCAGCCAACAGUGUGGAGUACGACGCAGAAGACUCUCCCAUCACCGAUGAGGACGAGCGGCCACUCUCACAAGGGGAACUCCGCAAAAAAAUCCUGAAGGGGGUUCUGCUGAAAGGCGGCUCGGCACAGCACUCAACUAAAGCCUCAAAGACCAUCCAGCAGCACAUCCUGGAAGACGCGCUGAUCUGA
Salarias fasciatus (jewelled blenny) is the source of this 1758-nucleotide messenger RNA. RefSeq names its product outer dynein arm docking complex subunit 1 (gene odad1). Gene Ontology annotation, biological process: cilium movement; outer dynein arm assembly. NCBI's taxonomy places the organism in Eukaryota, Metazoa, Chordata, Actinopteri, Blenniiformes, Blenniidae. The coding region runs from base 1 to 1758 and encodes 585 amino acids. The record is from RefSeq and is a predicted model, not a curated record. The transcript is spliced from 13 exons. Gene Ontology annotation, cellular component: axoneme.